AUGCGUCUUCUCGUUCCUUCUCCUCUUUCCUCUGUUUCUCCUCUUUCGCCUGUGUCUCCUCUUUCUCCUCUGUCUCAUGUGUCUCCUCUUUCUCCCAUGUCUCCUAUUUCUCUUAUGUCUCCUCUCUCCUUGACUUCGAAAAUGGAUUUCAAUCCAUUUCAGGACUCGGCAAAUUUUGUUGAACUACUCCAUAGUCAACAAAAUGUUGUCUUUGGCAGUCAAGGACGUGUUCCACUCUCUUCAUCGCAAGUGCCGUCCUUUGGCAGUGAAGCUGUGGAGCUUCCAGCAGAGCGUAAGGAAAGAAGGACGUGGACAGUCACAGAGGAUAUAGUGUUUAUUAGCAGCUGGCUGAAAACGAGCAAAGACCCCGUUGUAGGGAAUGAGCAGAAGUCAGCAACGUUCUGGACAAGGGUUGCAGCAUACUUCUCGGCUAGUCUAAAACUUGCUGGCUAUGAAAAACGCGACGGGAAUCAAUGCAAGCAACGUUGGCACAAGCUGAAUGAAGCAGUUUGCAAAUUUUCUGGGGCGUAUGAGGCAGCCACAAGAGAGAAAACCAGUGGCAUGAAUGACAAUGAGUGUUCCCGCUACCAUAUUGCGGUUGAAGAUUCAAGCAUCACGGGCCAUUCUAUCAUUUCAGUGUGUCAUAGGUUGUAUCAGUUUGUAUCAGUUUCAUCUUUUGUAUCAGUGUGUCACGGGUUUCAUCUUUUGGUAUCAAUUUGA
Messenger RNA from Brassica oleracea var. oleracea, 720 nucleotides. RefSeq lists its product as uncharacterized. NCBI's taxonomy places the organism in Eukaryota, Viridiplantae, Streptophyta, Magnoliopsida, Brassicales, Brassicaceae. The record is from RefSeq and is a predicted model, not a curated record. Bases 1 to 720 code for a protein of 239 amino acids. The transcript has a single exon.